Molecule: messenger RNA, 3485 nt
Organism: Alligator mississippiensis (American alligator)
Lineage: Eukaryota; Metazoa; Chordata; Crocodylia; Alligatoridae
Product: BTB/POZ domain-containing protein KCTD12
Exons: 2
Coding region: 109-999 (296 amino acids)
Biological process (GO): regulation of G protein-coupled receptor signaling pathway; protein homooligomerization
Molecular function (GO): protein binding
Source: RefSeq, a predicted model, not a curated record
AAAAGGUAGGAGCCGGGCCGGGCGCCGGAGAGGGGGAGUGAGCGCAGCGCAGCGCGGGCCGGGCCGGGCCGGGGCAGCGCGCAGUUGAGAAGGAGACAGUGCCUCAUCAUGGCCUUGGCGGACAAUGCAAGCUGUGCCAAAACCAGUGAGGAGUUCCCUUUCCCAGAGAUCGUGGAGCUCAAUGUGGGUGGACAGGUGUACAUCACUCGCCACCCCACACUGGUCAGUGUGCCCGGGUCACUGCUUUGGGAAAUGUUCACCCAGAAGAACAUCCGUUCCUUGGCCCGGGACAGCAAGGGUCGGUUCUUCGUGGACCGAGAUGGUUUUCUCUUCCGCUACAUCCUGGAUUACAUGCGAGACCAGCAGCUGGUGCUGCCUGACCACUUCCCAGAGAGGAGUCGCCUGCAGCGGGAAGCUGAGUACUUCAAGCUGCCAGAGCUUGUCAAGAUGUUGGCCCCAAAACUCAGCAAGCAGAACUCCAUUGGGGAUGACCCAUGCCAAAGUGACCCGGAGGAGCUGUCGCCCAAUGCUGACACUACCCGCAAUCUGGCCUCUGCCAGUGCUGCCCUGACCAGUGCCGGAACUGGCACCCCUGGGGGCUCUGUCACUGCCAGUGGGGGUAGUGCAGGCCCGGAUAUCCGCAGAUCAGGCUUCAUCACCAUCGGCUAUCGGGGCUCCUACACCCUCGGCAGGGACAGCCAAACAGAUGCCAAGUUCCGCAGGGUGGCAAGGAUCAUGGUGUGUGGCAAGACCUCGCUAGCCAAGGAAGUCUUUGGGGACACCUUGAAUGAAAGCAGGGACCCUGACAGACCCCCAGAGAGGUACACCUCCAGGUACUACCUCAAAUUCACCUUCCUGGAGCAAGCCUUUGACAAACUGGCUGAUGCUGGCUUCCACAUGGUGGCAUGCAACUCUACAGGCACCUGCGCCUUUGCCCAUGACCAGACAGAUGACAAGAUCUGGACCUCUUACACCGAAUAUGUUUUCUACCGUGAGUGACACUUACCAAAAAACCAAACCAAAUGCAAACUCCCCCCACCCUUCCUGUGCCGGCUGUUUUCUUUAGAACAUAGACAUCCGACCCUUGAACCUCAAUAUUACUUUUUCCUUUUCCCUUUACAUUUUGUUUUUCCACGUUGAACCCUCUCCGACUCCCUCUUGUACCAGUUGCUGAACACCAACCUCCCCUCUUUCCAACUUCCAGCAGUAGCCAACUGUAGCUCCCAGCCCUCCUUGGAUUUGUGGACUUGGACAUUCUUAGAUUUGGGGGGGGGGAGGGAGGGGAACAAAUGUGUUCGUACUGGGGACAAACUGGUUGGGAUUUUUACAGCCGGAAAAGCAAAGAGACACUGAACUUCAGCCUGGUUAUAAUCAUAAUUGGAGCCAAUUCCUGGCCUCAUCGCUGUAUCUUAUCCUUUACAAAUCUAAAAAAUGUGCCAUAUACACUGUAGUUGAUUUGCUGGGGAAUGCAAACACGCAAGAGGGAUAUUGGUUUGAUGUUAAGGAGCAACGGGGGAGCAAAGGAAAAAGAGAGCCUCAGCAUAGAUAGGUCGCCAUUAGCCUGUGUAAGCAGCUUAGCAUUUUGACCGUCAGUGCUUGGAACGGUUAGAGAGAGAUGCACCCCAUGUUCACAUCUUUGGAUGCAAAACAUUGCUGCUGCCCUGAGAUGCCUUCUCAGUUCCUGGGCUGAGGUGCAGACACAUGCUUCUGCGUAUAUACCCCAAGUGGGAAAAGGGCCUUGUACACAAUGGGAUGUGUUAUAGAUCUUUAGGCCAGUUUAAUGUCUGUCAAAUUUUUACCUUCAUUUUCCCCUUACUUAAAGUAGGAAAAAGAUAAUUGGGCUUCAGAAGGACAGACUUUGAUUGCUACAGUGAGUAGCAUUUUGGUUUGACCAGAGAUAUGACUUUUAUUUAAAGAUUUAAAAUGAAAUCUUAAAAAAAAAAAAAAAAAAAAAAAAGUCUUUGCCACUUUGGUGGCAACCUCUCACUAGGUCUCUUUCUAAUUGCGGCGCUCUGCUGUCUGCAGGCCUGAGGCUGGCUUCUGCUUUACCAUGCCUGGGUAACAUGUAAUAAAGGAACAAAAGAGACCUGCCUCUGUGUUAAUGUGCUGAUGUGAAAAGAAGAAAAACUGGUGCCCCUCUUCAUAGUGAAAGGAUGUGGAACCGGUUCUUGUCCACAGUGCAAGUAGAUUAGGGUAAGAGAACCAGCCAGACACAAAGCAUUAUAGCAUGGACCUUUCCUUUGAAAGCAUUUUUACUUUCCUUUGAAGGCAAAUAUUGGUGAUACCUGCAAUUGUGGAAUGAAUUUCCCCUCCAGCCACUUGUCCUCCUGUCGUGUUCUGACCCUGUUUUCCUCCUCCAGUGCUUGCUUUCAGACCCUUCCUUCCCAGCUUUGCAGUUCCAGAUAGAAGCUAUUAGAUGAUUACUAGAAAUCAGUGUUCCUAAGAGCAAGAGAUACCAAGCUAGUUGGGGUCUGAUCCAUAGCUCAUGAAGGACAAAGGGAAGUCUUCACCUGAUUCACAAAUGGGCUGCAGGUCAGGGCCUUAUUGUGCCAGCAGCUGCCAUGCAAUCUUCCCUCUGAAUCCUGACCUGCAGGCCCAGGAUUUUGCAUAACUUUGCCAAAGCAUCUCUGUCCUGAUGUCCCAUUUCCCCACUCCUCAUUCCAGACCUGGUUUUUCACACGCAGUUCUGCAGAUGCCCCUCAGUUCUGAUCCACCAUUGCUACUGCCUGCUUUGCCAGAAUUUGCUAGGAGCCUGUGAUUGGAAGUCUCCCUCAUUCCUGACCCACAGUCUACCACUCUAUUCCUGUUCUAGUUGGCCAGCUAGCAGAGACUGUCCUAGAAGCAAUACACGUAGCUUAAAAAGAUUAAGAUCAUCGUAUCACUUGGCUCCAAACCAGAGUUUGGGUAGUUUGGGUACAACUGGGGGGAAACUGUACUGGUGGUUUCUUAAGAGCCUAGUGGCUUUAGUGUUCUCUUAAGACAUUAUGUGGAGGAAGAAUUCACUAAGUUUAUAACUGCUCACACCUUCCCUUCUUCAGUGAUUUUUCAAAAUGGGUAUGUUCUAUCAUUUGCCACAAGUCACUGUUUUUCCAUACUAGAAAACUUUCACCUAGUUUUAAAUUCCUUUAAGGGGAGGGGGAGGGUAGUAAAACCUUGAAAGGAUUUGCAUGUGGGAGGGAAGCAUGGUGCUGACGCACUCUGAAAAUCCUAUGGUAAUUUCCAUGUUUAUUUUCUUAAUAUUUAAACGUUCUCCUAGAACACUGGCAACUAGAGCUGAUUAGAAUAUGGAGCCGGUCCUCUGGGAAAUGCCAGCAUUUGAAGUCAGAGUUUGUCCUGAAUCGGGAUGAAGAAGCAGUCUCUUUGAACGCAGUAUUGCACUCUGCACAUAUAUUGAAAGGGCCAUAUCUAAAUGAAAUGUGCUAUUUUGAUAGUGAUACAUCACAGAGUAUAAUUUUUUUUUUUAUUAAAAUGAAAUGUCAAAGCAA